Molecule: messenger RNA, 601 nt
Organism: Tilletiaria anomala UBC 951
Lineage: Eukaryota; Fungi; Basidiomycota; Exobasidiomycetes; Georgefischeriales; Tilletiariaceae
Exons: 1
Coding region: 81-479 (132 amino acids)
Source: RefSeq, a predicted model, not a curated record
UUCCAAUGCCGUCGUCCCGUGCUUGAUUCGAUAUCAGUAUCGAAGUGAGGUACACAGUACACAGUGAAGACCGGACUGAUAUGCGCAUGGACCUUCGUGAUGCCCAUUUGCCUCGACACCUAGAUAUCUACAAUUCUGGAGCAUUGAAUCCACCAACACCGAAGAAUGGCUCCCGCCACCGACUUACGCAGAGCACAUCGGUUCCUUGCUCCGCUCCCACUUCCUCUUGCAAGCGCGCAAUCGGUACGAAAAGGGCUGCCUCAGCCGAGAGUAAUUCCAAGUGCCAGAAGACAAUGCAAUCAAAGUGGCUGUUCGGAAGCAGCUGGAUCUCAUAUAUAAGAUCGUCACACAGGAAUUAUGCACACUAUCCCUUCUUUCGGGCGAUAUCCUCCGUGUCUCUUCGCGUUGCCAGACUGAAAAGGCGUGCGGUUACCAGUCGAUGGCUUCUUCACGAAUCUAUAAAACAUGCAAGAGGCUAAGGAUCCGUCUUGGGAUACUUUUGUGGAAUAUAACCCAUGAUACGCGCUCUUACUCGAAGAGCGACACGCUGAACCUACGGUUGUUUGUCGCGACGGGGCCCAUUUGCUGUCCAGCUGGUGAA